Molecule: messenger RNA, 3958 nt
Organism: Choloepus didactylus (southern two-toed sloth)
Lineage: Eukaryota; Metazoa; Chordata; Mammalia; Pilosa; Megalonychidae
Gene: CARNMT1
Product: carnosine N-methyltransferase 1
Exons: 8
Coding region: 2-1474 (490 amino acids)
Molecular function (GO): S-adenosylmethionine-dependent methyltransferase activity
Source: RefSeq, a predicted model, not a curated record
AAUGGGCGCAGGCGGCUGUGGUCCUCCGGAGUAUCCCCAUAUGCGCGUGCGCGCGUGUUUCGGGAGCCCCGAAGACCUGGCGGAUCCCCGCGCUGAUGGAGGCCUGAGGGUGGCGGGGGCGGAGCGCGCCGCGAACUGGGGGCAUGUCCGCUGCGGGCGCCGUCUAGAGGAAGGCCAAGCAGCCGCCACCACGCUUUCGGUCGCGGCGAGACGCAAGCGAGCCAGGCCGAGGGCCGUGGCGGCGAUGCAGCGAAGGCAGCGCCCACCGCCGCCCGCCUCUCAGCUGCCCGAGGGCUGCGGGGGAGGCGGCGGCGGCCGCAGUGGGAGUGAGGAGGUGGAAGUGCAGUUCUCCGCCGGGCGUUUGGGCUCGGCCGCGGCGGUUUCGGCGGCUACUGCGCGCACCACCGAGGAGGAAGAGGAGCGGCUUGAGCGCGAGCACUUCUGGAAGAUCAUUAAUGCCUUCCGCUACUACGGCACCAGUAUGCAUGAACGAGUGAACCGAACAGAAAGACAAUUUCGAUCACUCCCAGCUAAUCAACAGAAACUACUUCCUCAGUUUCUUCUUCAUUUGGAUAAGAUCCGGAAAUGCAUUGAUCAUAAUCAAGGAAUACUGCUGACCAUUGUGAAUGAUUGCAUACAUAUGUUUGAAAAUAAAGAAUAUGGAGAAGACGGGAAUGGAAAGAUUAUGCCAGCAUCUACGUUUGACAUGGAUAAGUUAAAAUCCACGUUGAAACAGUUUGUGAGAGACUGGAGUGAAACUGGGAAAGCAGAAAGGGAUGCCUGCUACCAGCCAAUCAUUAAAGAAAUUUUAAAAAAUUUCCCAAAAGAGAAAUGGGAUCCUUCUAAAGUAAAUAUUCUGGUACCUGGUGCUGGACUAGGAAGACUGGCCUGGGAAAUAGCUAUGCUAGGUUAUGCUUGUCAAGGAAAUGAAUGGAGUUUUUUUAUGCUCUUUUCUUCCAACUUUGUACUCAACAGAUGUUCUGAAAUUAAUAAAUAUAAGCUUUAUCCCUGGAUCCAUCAGUUUAGCAAUAAUCGAAGAUCAGCUGAUCAGAUUCGACCAAUCUUUUUCCCUGAUGUUGACCCCCACAGCCUUCCUCCUGGUUCUAACUUUUCUAUGACGGCUGGAGAUUUUCAGGAGAUAUAUUCAGAAUGCAACACGUGGGACUGUAUUGCUACCUGUUUCUUCAUAGACACAGCUCAUAAUGUAAUUGAUUAUAUUGAUACAAUAUGGAAAAUACUCAAGCCAGGUGGAAUUUGGAUAAAUCUAGGUCCUCUGCUGUACCACUUUGAAAAUUUGGCAAAUGAACUUUCCAUAGAAUUGAGCUACGAAGAUAUAAAAAAUGUUGUUCUGCAGUAUGGAUUCCAGGUGGAGGUGGAAAAAGAAUCCGUCUUGUCAACAUAUACUGUGAAUGAUCUCUCCAUGAUGAAAUACUACUAUGAAUGUGUCUUGUUUGUGGUCCGUAAACCACAAUAAUUAUCUCAAGUGAUGUCACCAGAAAAAAAAUUUUACUAAGAGCAAAUGCUGAAAUAAACAACUCAAAAUCAACUAUCAGUCAUGACAGGAUACAACCUCAAAUCAGUGGUGCCUUCUUAUUCCUAACAAAAUUUAGAAAUAGUGUCUAUUUUCUUAAUAUGUGUUUAUUGCUUUUUCAGAAAUUUACGCCAUGCUUAUUUGUACUACACAGGUGAAAAUGGAGGAAUUAUCUUCAAGUAUACUUUUUCCUUGAAGCACAGAAUUGUAUCUUUCAGUAGAACAAAACCUUUCUCCAGUGUCUUCAUGAAGCUGUCCUGUUGCAAAUCUGCCAUAUUAAUGACUAAUGGUAUUGAAGUCUAUAGUAAUCUCCCUUUUUAUUUUAUACCCAUUGCACAUCUUCUGUUUUAGGAGUCUAAAGAUCCUUUGUCAUAUUCAGCAUCUGGAAUUGGAACUUGUUCAUUUUGGACAUAAGCAGUCUGUACAUAAAAUGUCUGUCUAUUCUGUUAUCAUUCAGAUUAUUUGAUUUUCUUUUUUCUAGCUUAGCUGAAAGGAGAAGCAUCAAACAUUUCAUUUUUAUGAAAUGCUAAAUUUAAUAGCAUCACAGGCUAGGAAAAUGCAAUCAGGUAAUCUGAGAAAAAUAACGUAUUUUUUGGUAACACUUAACUGAAAACUUUUAUUAAAACAUACUCACAGUUGGAUCAUUUGAAAUGUUAGAGAGCUCAGUGUCCUAAGUGAGGCACAAAGGCCUUUAUUAAAGGUAAUGCUCAAAGUAGUGCUAGUAAACUGGGAAAAUAAGAAUAAAAUUUGCCCACUUGAAAUGUAUUUCAAAAUAUAAAUGAAUAGAGUUUAUUAGGGUGAUGUUUACAAUAAUGUCUUCAGAUUAUCUGGAUUACAAAAGCAAGCACUUUUUUCAUUAAAACAAUUAUAUACUAGUAGAAACUAUCAUAAUGGUAUUAAGGUGGGGAAAUUUGAAGAUUAACACCAAUUUUGUUCCCUGGGUAGCUGCAUCUUAAACAGUAUAUGCUGCUUUAAAUUUCUACCUCUAGCAGAUCUUUAUUGGAGGGAGUUUUCCUUUGUUUGUUUUUUUUUUUUUUAUUUUUAUUAUUCUGUUUCCAGUGGCUUGGAAAGUAGAAAUAACUAAUAUAACGUUUUACCCUUUUCUUGGAGAAAAGAAAGUGUUCUUGUUGAAUGUUUUCACAGAUGAUUGUGAUUGCAUUAAAUGACCUCUUUGGAGAUUUGGAUUAGAUGGACUUAAUCACAAUAAUGUGCUGGUAGGAUGUCAUUUUUAAUAGAAAAACUUGGAAAUCUUUAGAUCUUUAUUGUGACUUAGGGAGAGUCACUACAUGAUUUGGCAUCUUACAAGUAGGACCUUCUGCAAUAGAAUAAGGGAGCUUUUGUGACGUUUUACUCCCAUUAUGCAGUGAACAAGUCCCUGGAGUUAAUUUGACUUGACAAAUUAUGGAAGUCUGUAUCUAUUUGUUUGUUUUUAAAACUAUUUCUCCUUUUUAUGUCCCUCAAUACUUGGCAGAUGUUCAUUUGGUGGGAAUUCUUAUUACCUACAUGAAUGAACUUGAAAUUAAUUGCAAGGAAAAAAAAAAAAAAAACCAAAAAAUUUAUUUUGGUAUUUAGGAAAAACAGAGACCUAAAAGAAACCUAAGUAUUAGAAAAAUUCACUGAAAGAAAAAGAAUGCAUGCUUUUUUUGAGAGAAUAAUUUAUAAAUGCUUUAUUCACUGACUAGCAUUUACUUUUUUUACAACUAGUAUCAAGUCUUUCUUUUUCUAUAGAGGCAAAAGCAGUUUGACACCCACAAGUUGAUUUCUUUCUGUUUUGCUAUCAGGAUUUAUUCUUUAAUAAUGUUACUUGUAUUUUAAAUUACAUUUUUAAUAUUUUGGUCAAUUCUGAAAUCAGUUAUUUCAUUUUUUCCUCAUCAUGAAUAUUAUUUUUAAAAUGUUCUACACAAAUUUGCUCCAUCUUUUUUCUUAUAAUUUUUGCAGUUAAUAUUUUCUAAACUUGAAAACUCUGUAUCAGUCAAUAGAAGUGUCACUGGAGAAUUUAUUUAACUUUGUAUUUCUUUUGUUUAGUCCUAGCUCCUAAAGUGUUUAAGCCUUAAAUUAAUUUUUUCCCUUAAAUUAGCUCUCUACCCAAAUGUUUUCAUUCAUUUUCCUAAAGUGAUGGAGGGAGAAGUGUCAUUGUGCUUGCCUUUUAAUUUUUAUUUCCAUAAGCUGAAGCAGUGCAGGUUAGGCUAUGUUAAUCAAGUGAACAAUGUGGGGUAUGUAAAAUAUAAAGAGAAGCUGUAUAAAUCACAGUAUACAAUUAUGAAGUUUGGGAACUGUAAAAUGUACUGUAUUUAUAUGUAACUCUCAUUCUAAAAGUUACCACGAAUGGAAUUGGAAGCUUCAUGUUGGAAUGAAAUUCCCUAUAUUUUUAAUGUGUAUGAUGGACUUAAUUUUUCUUGAAUAUUAAAGCUGCCAAUUGCUACAAAA